UUUGCAUGGAAAUGUAUGUAAAUAAAAAUGCGUUGGUCGUGGAGUGUACUAUGGCUGGCAGUGCUAUACACGGUUACUGCGGAGGACUACGCCACGGAUGAGUCCAUAAAGGUGUUUCAACGAUACCUCCAGAUCAACACUACUACCAAUAAUGAUCUAUCUGAAGCGGUAGAGUUCUGGAGGGCGCAGGCAGCGGCCGAGGGUGUAGAGAUGAAAGUGCUGACCUUUAAGGAGGGGUACCCCGUGCUGGUGUUGCGGUGGCCCGGCUCCGACUCCUCGCUCGGCAGCAUCAUGCUCAACUCUCACAUGGAUGUCGUGCCUGCUCAUGAAGACGAAGGGUGGACCUACCCCCCGUUCUCCGGUCAUCUCGAUGAAAACGGCGUCAUCUGGGCCCGAGGCACUCAGGAUAUGAAGUCCGUGUCUAUACAGUACCUGGAGGCUCUCAAACGGUUGAAAGCCAAAAAUGUCUCUCUCCUCAGAGAUGUGUACAUGACGCUUAUGCCUGAUGAAGAGAUCGGCGGUGACUAUGGAAUGAAACCUUUUCUAUUAAGCGAUGAGUUCGCGCAGAUGAACGUUGGUGUGGCGUUUGACGAAGGAGGAUGCUACGCCCUGCCCUUCAGCCCUGUCUUCUACCAGGAUAAAGUGCCAUGGCAAAUCCAAGUUGAUUGCUACGGUACUUCGUCCCACGGCUCACAGUUACCGGCGACUAAUGUCACCGCUACUGGCAUGUGUCGCAAUGUGAUGGAUAAGUUGUUUGAGUUCAGAGACGUGGAGUACGCCAAAUAUCAGAGCACGGGACUGCUAAACCUCGGAGUUUUCACAUCCGUUAACCUGAACAAACUUAAUGGUGGCACAGCCAACAACAUUAUACCGAGCCACGUGAGUCUCGUGUUCGACAUUAGACUUAACAUUACCCUUAACGAGGAGGCCUUUGAAGCACAGCUGAACGAAUGGAUAAGUGAGGCAGCAAAUGGUGGCAAUAUCACGUUGUCGUACAUUUUGAAGGACAAACAGUCACCGGCAACUAAGACCACAUUGGACAACCCUUACUGGACCACCUUCACAGAGGUCGCAAUAAGAAAUCAAUUACCAAUCGCUGCCAUGGUACCGCCCGGGUCAACAGACUCUCGGUACAUCCGUCUGGCCGGCUACCCUGCCUUCGGGUUCUCCCCCAUGCCCAACACUGACCUACUCAUGCACGCAGUCAACGAGCGACUCAGCGCUCCCACAUUCCUGCGGGGCAUCGACAUCUAUGAGGAUCUGAUAAAAAGCGUCGCCAACAUAGCUGGAAACAUGACAAACGCAGAUCCCAGUGUAUACAUCGUUAAAACUGCACAUUGA
This is a messenger RNA of Pectinophora gossypiella (pink bollworm), 1341 nucleotides long. Its product is annotated as aminoacylase-1A-like. The record is from RefSeq and is a predicted model, not a curated record. Gene Ontology annotation, cellular component: cytoplasm. Gene Ontology annotation, biological process: amino acid metabolic process. Gene Ontology annotation, molecular function: aminoacylase activity. The transcript has 10 exons. Bases 28 to 1341 code for a protein of 437 amino acids. Lineage: Eukaryota; Metazoa; Arthropoda; Insecta; Lepidoptera; Gelechiidae.